AUGGCAGCCGGCUCGGCGUUUCGCGUGGCGGUGCUCGCAGCCGUCCUGCUGGUCCCUUUCCUCGGCCCGCCGGCCGUGGAGGCGCAGCUCGGGCAGGUGAGGAAGUACUGCGGCAGCCAGUUCGCCCUCGCCAGCCAGGCGUGCGCCAUCCUCCCGCCCACCAGCCCGGAGCACCGCCACCAGGACGACGAGGAUGAUGACGACGACGACGAGGACGAGGACGAGGACGAGGAUGAGGACGACGAUGAAGACGACAAGGGGGGCGGCGGCGGUGGAGGCGACAAGGGGGGUGGCGGCGGUGGAGGCGGAGGAGGAGGUGGGGGCGGGGGAGGUGAUGAUAGUGGUGGCGGCGGCGGCGGUGGCAACGCGACGUCGCUGAUCACGGCCGACCCUGAUGUGCUCCACGUGGCUGUAGCCCGCAACGGCACUGUCCGUGCCGGCCACCGUCGCACUAGGCGGACUCGUCGCAGGCGCCGCCACCACCACCGCCGUCGUCGCCGCCGCCGCGGACGCCACGUGGGCGAGGGGGAGGACGAAGGCGAGGGCGGCGAGGACGAGGACGAGGAUGAGGACGAGGACGACGAGAAGGACGACGACGACGAGGACGAGGACGAGGACGAGGACGAUGACGACGAUGACGACGACGACGAUGAGGAGGACGAGCACCGCGCGUACCGGGACUGCUGCCGGUGGCUGAAGGAGGUGGAGCCCGGGUGCGUGUGCGAGUCGCUGCUCCACCUGCCCAUGUUCCUCGUCAAGCCGCAGCACAAGUACACCGUCCGGGUCGGCAAGACCUGCGAGAUCACCUACCGCUGCGGCGGCGGCCGCGCCAUGUAGCAAGCAUGCACGCACGCGCGCGCGAGGAGGAAGAGGAGCCAAGUCACAGACUGGUUAUCUACAGCUACGUACACCGAUCCUACUUCAGAAUCCUUACUGGUAAGUAAGUGCGGCAUAGCAAGUAAUCAAGGAUGCCGCCUCGUAUGAUCUUUUGCCGUGUUACCACGGGUUUGCCAUCGGCGUUUUACUGCGUAUAUACCACGGCCUCGUUUGGGCUAAGCAGAUGUGGUGUAUACGCUUAGCAGUUUUAUGUGACAACAUUGUGUGUGUACCUAUAGAUAUGGUGUGCGUGUGUGUGUGUUGUACUUGUACUCGAGCACCCGAUAUGUUUGGAGACCAUGCAUGCAAAGCUCGGGUACUCAAUAUAGGUUGCCGUAUAGCAAAGUAGAAAUAAGAAAAAUGUAACUGUAACUGUAACUGUAAUCGUGCUACUCUGUCUAAUUUUAGGCUGUCUGCAAGAUAUGCAAUACAAAUGUCAUUCGUACGUA
Molecule: messenger RNA, 1325 nt
Organism: Triticum dicoccoides
Lineage: Eukaryota; Viridiplantae; Streptophyta; Magnoliopsida; Poales; Poaceae
Product: transcription initiation factor TFIID subunit 11-like
Exons: 1
Coding region: 1-837 (278 amino acids)
Source: RefSeq, a predicted model, not a curated record